AUGACUAAGCUUCACCGCUUUCGUUGGUCCGUGCACAACGCCCUUGGUUAUAAAUGCCUUGAGAUCUGGCGACACCUGGUUUCCGAGACUCUAGUCAAAUAUUUCUUCUAUCUGCUAUCUGAAAGUGAAAGGCCAACUUUAUGCUUCAUGGAGAAAGUAAAUCAGGCUGUGUCCGAUGCCCUUGCAACGCAUCGUUCAAUCCGAAUCCUAGGUGACCUGCCUACCGAAAAGCUGAAUCGCGAAGACUAUCUGGCCUCGACUCGUGAAUUAAUCGAAAGCCUCGUCGAUUUUUGGAAAGAAAAGGCGGACUUGCGGCUUUUGGCAGUGGAGGUUUGGCCGCGACACACCUACUUUGCGCUCGAUUUCAACAACGACGAGUACAACUAUGACAACGCCCACACUCAUGUAGUAGUUAUACCUGUCUACCUGUUUCGGCUGUCCAGGAAAAGCCAUACCUGGACAAUCUUUCGACACAAGCCCCAAGACUCAUCGCUCGCCAAAAGAAUUGCGGACCUACAUGAAUUCAAUGGGCAGGAUCCCAUUCCCUUCCUUGAAGACCACAUCGAAGGUGUGACACAUUAUGCCCCUCGGAAUAGCAAAAACCCUGUCGUUGCAUCUGAGAACCCUACGUGA
Messenger RNA from Penicillium canescens, 633 nucleotides. RefSeq lists its product as uncharacterized. The record is from RefSeq and is a predicted model, not a curated record. The transcript has a single exon. Lineage: Eukaryota; Fungi; Ascomycota; Eurotiomycetes; Eurotiales; Aspergillaceae. Bases 1 to 633 code for a protein of 210 amino acids.